Benincasa hispida (wax gourd) is the source of this 846-nucleotide messenger RNA. NCBI's taxonomy places the organism in Eukaryota, Viridiplantae, Streptophyta, Magnoliopsida, Cucurbitales, Cucurbitaceae. The record is from RefSeq and is a predicted model, not a curated record.
AUGUCUAAUGUUCCCUUUGUGCCUUUAGAUGGGGUCUCUUUUCACACUGAAGAAAGUGCAAGCCUAUGGAAGUAUGUAGUUAAACGUAAUAUUGUGCAUGAGAAAGAAUUAUCUGAUUGUACUCAAAAGUGUGUUAAGUCUAUGGAGUUGAUUCAAACUGCUAGUCUUGAAAGAACUGUUUUGAACUUAGGACCCUACUAUCCCCCACUGAGGGUACACAUUAGGCGCCAUUCGUUUGUUUUCUCUGCUACCGUGAUCAACCAAUUUCUUUGUCGAAAUGUGCCUGAAAAUGUGAGGAAACAACAUCCUUCUCUAAGAGAUUUGGUGUUUGAAUUGAUUGGAGAAGCUCGUUCCACUUGGCCACGAAGGGGUCAAUUGCCUACAGCUGGUUUAAAUGUUAAAUAUACUCUUCUGCAUAGGAUUGGGAUUUAUAGCUGGUGCCCUUCUUCGCAUAAAUCUAGUUUAUCCAUUGCUCUUGCUACUUUGAUGUAUCAAGUUGGGACUAGAGCACAGUUCAAUUAUGAUAAGCCUGAUCUUUUCACUGCUUUAGAAGUUAUUGGACCAUUUUCAAGUCUUUUCUCCAUCGACCCUAAGCUCCUACAGGGCCACUAUGUUCUUGAUCUAAAUACUACCACGAUAACUUAUCAUCUUGAUGGCUCAAGUCAAAUAAUGGCUUCUUCGUUUAGUGGUCAUAUUCUCCAACUGCUUUCUGUUGAAUCUCAUGACCUUGAGUCUUUGGUGCACCAGCUUCAGGAGAGAAAAGCUGAAGUGGAUAAGGUUUUAUUGAUUAUGUGGUUUGUCUUGUCUAGGGAUGUAGAAGCUUCCUCUUCUCAACCACGGAGUUAA